This is a messenger RNA of Oncorhynchus keta (chum salmon), 5759 nucleotides long. RefSeq names its product probable E3 ubiquitin-protein ligase DTX2. The record is from RefSeq and is a predicted model, not a curated record. Gene Ontology annotation, biological process: Notch signaling pathway; protein ubiquitination. NCBI's taxonomy places the organism in Eukaryota, Metazoa, Chordata, Actinopteri, Salmoniformes, Salmonidae. The transcript has 9 exons. Gene Ontology annotation, cellular component: nucleoplasm. Gene Ontology annotation, molecular function: zinc ion binding; ubiquitin protein ligase activity. The coding region runs from base 780 to 2636 and encodes 618 amino acids.
AGCGUAGCCUAGUGGUUAGAGCGUUGGACUAGUAACCGGAAGGUUGCGAGUUCAAACCCCCGAGCUGACAAGGUACACAUCUGUCGUUCUGCCCCUGAACAGGCAGUUAACCCACUGUUCCCAGGCCGUCAUUGAAAAUAAGAAUAUGUUCUUAACUGACUUGCCUGGUUAAAUAAAGGUAAAAUAAAAAAAUAAAAAUUAGGAUGACGCCCAAGAUACCCGUAAUCGGGGGCGUGGUCAUGUAAAGUUAUGCCUCGCGGUGUGUAUCUAUUAUUGGGUUUGAAUGGGGAAGGCCCUUCUAUUCAUUCUAUUUCUGUGGUUCAGACAGAUUGGUGGCUAGCCAGUUUGGGUUGGUAUACAAUGUAUGAUUAGCAUAGAUAUAUACAUUUCCGAAUCGAAGGAUUCAUUGCUUCGCCAAAAUGUUUUUUAUACGUUUGCUUGAACGUUUACCGCCUGACCUGGAAACAGUCGUAUUGUAAAAAUGAGGCAUUUUAAGAAUCCAAGCUAGAUGGCUAGCUUUGCUAGCGUAACGUUAGCCAAUUUGCUAGCUAACCGUUAGCGGACUAAUCGUGUAAACGUUAGUUAUUUUGGUUUUCUAGCUAACGUUACAUUUUACUGAUGGGAUACCGUUAGCUGGCAAGGUGUCCUGUAGUUUGUCCCUCUGACUUCCUAAACCUAUCUAACGUUCGUUUACCAGCCUCCGCCUUAUUCCCUUAACUAUCGUUUCGUUUACUGGAUUUGACGUAACAUUAGCUGGCACUGGCUAGUAGCUGCAAGAUAUGGCAACUGCCUCUAGCUCCUGUGUGGGGAGAAAUGUGUCUAGAAAUGGAUCCUCUGUCUCGACCCCGACCUCGGGAGCACCUGGACAAUCACAGCCUAUGGUCGUUGUAUGGGAAUGGCAGGAUGAUCUUGGCGUCUGGCUACCGUACAGCGGCCAGGUGAGCGGCUACAUAGAACAAUGUUUCUCUUCUCCGCGGGGACACAGGAGUGGGGGUCCUGGCUCCACCAGUAUCUGGCUCGGACAAUCAGAUUCCAGUUUGUCGCCUUAUCUUAUAGACAUACCAAGCUUGAAGCAGUUCCGCCAAGAUACAGGGAAAACGCGGUCUGUACGCCGUCAAUUGUUUGCCCAGUCCUCAGGCUUGGGUAGCGGAGUAUAUUGGGAGUGGGUGAAUGACGAAGGAGGAUGGACUCCAUACGAGACUCGCACUUCUAUCCUACUAGAACACAGCUACCAGGCACGGCAGGCCACGGCGGACAUUGUCUCACACGGCUAUAACUACAUAGUGGACCUCACGGCGCUGGCCCAGGUCAACAAGGCCACGGGCUACCGGCGACAGGUACGACGGCAGGGUAACCUCCCCUACCCACUGGCAUCUGGUGCAUCCGUCAUACACUCGGGCCCGUCCUGCUCCUGCCAGCAGUGUCUGAGCCACAGCAGCACUGGCCCCAUGUCCAGCCGCUCGCGCCAUUCCUUCUCGUCGGGGCAGCUGAGCCGGCCUAGCCUCCAGGUCCCUAGCAGGGCGACUGGAGCUCACCCCACCUCAGUGUACUCACCCUACCCCAGGAGGCCACUUUCUGUGGGGGGAAUGGCGUGGGGAGGCCCCUGGCCACUGGCACCCUCCGCUAGUCAACUCCCUGGAGCUCAACUGGCCUUGUCCACCAGUGCCAAUGGCUUAAGUAUCCCCACCAUCCCUGUGCAACUGAAUGGAUCCACCAGUGUGAGCUCAGCCCUGGCAGGCAUGGCCUCCAUUUUGAUGUCAGCAGUGGGACUCGGCGUGCGCUUCAUGAGUGCCCCCUCCUCCGCUCCUCCUCCCCCCAGCAGCAGCAGCAGGCCCGCGGGCUCCAAAAGUCGCAGCUCGGUUAGGAGGGAAAAGAGGCAGCACAGGACAGUCCCAUCCCAGAAACCAGAGGAUGUCAUUCACCGCUACAUGGAGGAAGUUGCCUCUGCUCAAGACGAGGACUGCAUCAUCUGUAUGGACCGGCUGUCUUGUCCGUCGGAUUAUGACGUGGCGUCUGAGGGAGCCCAGGCCAUCCAGCCUGGUGCCGUGGGCAAGUUCAAGUGUGGACACACCCUCCACAUGCUCUGCAUGCUGGCCAUGUACAACAAUGGUACCAAGGAUGGCAGCCUCCAGUGCCCCUCAUGCAAGACAAUCUAUGGGGAGAAGACUGGGACCCAGCCCAAGGGGAAGAUGGAGAUCUAUAGUAUCUCCCAGUCCCUCCCUGGCCACCCUGACUGUGGAACUAUCCAGAUCAUUUACAGCAUCACCCAUGGGAUACAGGGUCCAGAGCACCCUAAUCCCGGGCAGUCGUACACCUCUAGAGGCUUCCCUCGCUUCUGCUUCCUUCCAGACAACAAAAAGGGCAGAAAGGUGCUGGAGCUGCUGAAGGUGGCAUGGACACGGCGCCUCAUUUUUACGGUGGGAACGUCCAGCACCACGGGCGAGCCCGAUACGGUGGUGUGGAACGAGAUCCACCACAAGACGGAGAUGAUGUCCAACGUGUCGGGUCAUGGCUACCCGGAUCCCAACUACCUGGACAACGUGCUGUCCGAGCUGGCCUCCCAGGGGGUGAGCGAUGACUGCCUCCUCAGACGGGAGGACCCCAGCCAGGGAGGAGCGUCAAACUCUAGACUGUGAAAACUGGUUAUGGCUAGGGAGCAUCCGACUGUGAAACUGACCGUGAAUCACUUUCCUCGUAAUGUCGCAACUUCAACAUAGAGAACAUAAGGGAUAAAGCAAGUAUUCACAUUCCCACCUGGAUGUGUUUUUAUUAAGUAUUCAAUGCAAAGCGUAUGUCUGAGUGCAUUGUGCCGAAUACUACACAUACUGAUAAUGUGGGGUUUGACUUGGACUUUAUUAGCUGCAGUAGUGCUCCAUUAGCUCUUGGUUUAGUCACCUAGGCUGUUUCUCAAACGGCACCCUGUAUACAUCCCUAUAUUUGUAGUGCUAUAUAUAUUUAUAUAUGUACACACACACACAUUGGGGGAGGAAAGUAUUUAGUCAGCCACCAAUUCUGCAAGUUCUCCCACUUAAAAAGAUCUCUCACUUAUUUUCCACCAUAAUUUGCAAAUAAAUUCAUUAAAAAUCCUACAAUGUGAUUUUCUGGGAUUUUUUUCUUCUCAUUUUGUCUGUCAUAGUUGAAGUGUACCUAUGAUAAAUUACAGGCCUCAUCUUUUUAAGUGGGAGAACUUGCCCAAUUGGUGGCUGAUUAAAUACCUUUUUGCCCCACUGUGUGUGUGUGUGUGUGUGUGUGUGGCAUUACAAAAGUCAUUUUUUCAAAGAUAAGGGCGCUCCACUAUAUAUAUGCUCACUAUAUAUAUUGCUCAAAAAAAUAAAGGGAACACUAAAAUAACACAUCCUAGAUCUGAAUGAAUGAAAUAUUCUUAUUAAAUACUUUUUUCUUUACAUAGUUGAAUGUGCUGACAACAAAAUCACACAAAUUAUCAAUGGAAAUCAAAUGUAUCAACCCAUGGAGGUCUGGAUUUUGAGUCACACUCAAAAUUAAAGUAGAAACCACACAACAGGCUGAUCCAACUUUGAUGUAAUGUCCUUAAAACAAGUCAAAAUGAGGCUCAGUAGUGUGUGUGGCCUCCACGUGCCUGUAUUACCUCCCUACAACGCCUGGGCAUGCUCCUGAUGAGGUGGUUGAUGGUCUCCUGAGGGAUCUCCUCCCAGACCUGGAUUAAAGACUAAACCAACUCCUGGACAGUCUGGUGUAACGUGGCGUUGGUGGAUGUCCCAGAUGUGCUCAAUUGGAUUCAGAUUUGGGGAAUGGGCGGGCCAGUCCAUAGCAUCAAUGCCUUCCUCUUGCAGGAACUGCUGACACCAGCCACAUGAGGUCUAGCAUUGUCUUGCAUUAGGAGGAACCCAGGGCCAACCGCACCAGCAUCUGGUCUCACAAGGGGUCUGAGGAUCUCAUCUUGGUACCUAAUGGCAGUCAGGCUACCUCUGGCGAACACAUGGAGGCCCCCCAAAGAAAUGCCACCCCACACCAUGACUGACCCACCGCCAAACCGGUCAUGCUGGAGGAUGUUGCAGACAGCAGAACGUUCUCCACGGCGUUUCCAGACUGUCACAUCGGUCACAUGUGCUCAGUGUGAACCUGCUUUCAUCUGUGAAGAGCACAGGGUGCCAUUGGCGAAUUUGCCAAUCUUGGUGUUCUCUGGCAAAUGCCAAACGUCCUGCACGGUGUUGGGCUGUAAGCACAACCCCCACCUGUGGACGUCGGGCCCUCAUACCAUCCUCAUGGAGUCUGUUUCUGACCGUUUGAGCAGACACAUGCGCAUUUUGUGGCCUGCUGGAGGUCAUUUUGCAGGGCUCCUCCUUGCACAAAGGCGGAGGUAGCGGUCCUGCUGCUGGGUUGUUGCCCUCCUACGGCCUCCUCCACGUCUCCUGAUGUACUGGCCUGUCUCCUGGUAGCGCCUCCAUGCUCUGGACACUACGCUGACAGACACAGCAAACCUUCUUGACACAGCUCGCAUUGAUGUCCCAUCCUAGAUGAGCUGCACUACCUGAGCCACUUGGGUGUGUUGUAGACUCCGUCUCAUUCUACCACUAGAGUGAAAGCACCGCCAGCAUUCAAAAGUGACCAAAACAUCAGCCAGGAAGCAUAGGAACUGAGAAGAGGUCUGUGGUCACCACCUGCAGAACCACUCCUUUAUUGGGGGUGUCUUGCUAAUUGCCUAUAAUUUCCACCUGUUGUCAAUUCCAUUUGCACAACAGCAUGUGAAAUUUAUUGUCAAUCAGUGUUGCUUCUGAAGUGGACAGUUUGAUUUCACAGAAGUGUGAUUGACUUGGAGUUACAUUGUGUUGUUUAAGUGUUCCCUUUAUUUUUUUGAGCAGUGUAUAUAUAGCGCGCGCUCUUAUCUUUGACCAAAGGACUUUUUUUUGGAACAGCCUGAUGUUUCGCACCCCUUUUGACAUGCUCCAUGGAAUGUGCCAGCUCUCGUGGGGAAUAUAGAACAUCAGUAGCACUUUUUUAGUUUUGACAGUGGAUUUAAUUAACACGUAUGGUAAUUACCAGGUUAUCUGUGGUUGAUAGUAAAAACAUUUUUUAAAGUAAAUUAUGCAAUUACUUAUUUUUUUUUGUUUCUGUUGAGCAAUGUACUUUCUCACCAAAUACACAGGCAUAUAACAAAAACAAAAUGGUAGCAAAGUGAGUACUUGUUUGUGUUAUAAUGGAAGAUUUUUGUCUGUAAUGAAAGCACUGUAAAGGAACAGAUUUGCCAGUAAAUGCCAGUUACUUUAGAAGCAUAACCCAGAAGAGAAACUUCUCACUUUGCUUUUUGUUUCAGUUGUAUUUUUGUAUUUAUUCUUAAUGCAUUAUAAUUGAAAGGUGGAAUCCUUAGUUGCUACAUCCAUGUUUUACUUUUAUUAAUAUUAUGUACCCAUCGAUUCUUGAAUAAUAUAACUUAUAAAUGCCUCAAGCGCUUAGUUCAAUUGUCAUACCCCAACAGAACCCAAAAUAGAACCUUGUUACUCCAAUGUUUAAAUAAUGUACAUUUAAACAAACUCUGUAUAGCCUCAACAUGGUUAAAACUAUACAUUUGAAUAUAAUGAAUGAUCAGUCCUUGUAUCUAUGAAUUUGAGAGUGGUUAUGUUUCUCCAGGCCCAUCCCUCAGCUUUUUACCAAAGCACAGACGGGGUGAUUGCUUUGUUUCAAUUAAGGAUUUUAUCUUUAACCAUUUCAAAUGGGGAAACAAACAUUUGUAAUGCAGUCACUUGUAAUGCAAUUAAAGCGGUGCCCAUGUUCAUAAAGCA